CAGGCCGAGACUAUCUCAAAUCAGAUGCUUUCCUAAAGGUUAAGCAAGAUGCUGUUCAAGAUGACGAAAGUCGUGUGUCUCAUUGCGCUGCUCCUGGUGUUCUUCGUGGCCGCAUCCUCUUCUGCUGGUCUGAUAGCACGUUCAAGUUCCGGUAGCAGCUCCAGCGGCAGCUCCAGUGGUAGCUCCAGCAGCAGCUCCGAUACUACCCCAGCUCCUACCCCAGCUCCUACCCCAGCUCCUACCCCAGCACCGUCUAGUUCCAGUAGCAGUUCCGAUAGCAGCUCCAGCAGCAGCUCCAGCAGCAGCUCCAGCAGUAGCUCCAGCAGCAGCUCCAGUGGUAGCUCUAGCAGCAGCUCCGAUAGCAGCUCCGAUACUACCCCAGCUCCUACCCCAGCUCCUACCCCAGCUCCUACCCCUGCUCCUACCCCAGCUCCUACCCCAGCUCCUACCCCUGCUCCUACCCCUGCUCCUACCCCAGCUCCUACCCCAGCUCCUACCCCAGCUCCUACCCCAGCUCCUACCCCUGCUCCUACCCCUGCUCCUACCCCUGCUCCUACCCCAGCUCCUACCCCAGCUCCUACCACAGGUUAAGACUGACGGUACUGGCAUUCCACCAUGAAAACGUCCAGAUUAAUGCAAUUAAAUCAAUAAAGCAUGCUUUGUAAAAUUAG
Haliotis rufescens (red abalone) is the source of this 671-nucleotide messenger RNA. RefSeq lists its product as uncharacterized. The transcript is spliced from 4 exons. The record is from RefSeq and is a predicted model, not a curated record. NCBI's taxonomy places the organism in Eukaryota, Metazoa, Mollusca, Gastropoda, Lepetellida, Haliotidae. The coding region runs from base 49 to 591 and encodes 180 amino acids.